ACAAAUCUUUUUCUUAUCCAUGGUGAAUAAACGAGGCGAUUGCAUCACGAGGACGAGGUUUGCUAGCAUUAUCCCAAAUUAAAAAUGACGGCCAAACCUGUCACUGCCACGUGUCACCCUGAUCUCCUUUUGGCUUCGUUUGGAGCUCACCGGUCGCGUCUUUAUCCUCUCAUCAUCUUCCUCGAAACGUACAACACACAAAAAUUGUCUAUAAAGAUUGCAAAUUUCAAUCAUUAAAUAUCUGAUUCAAAACGCAUUUGGUAGGCUGAGAAAGAAUUAGGAUCACAAAGGAUGGAUCACGCCGCAGAUGCUCACCGUACGGAUUUGAUGACCAUUACAAGAUUCGUGUUGAAUGAACAAUCAAAGUAUCCAGAAUCUCGUGGUGAUUUCACCAUUUUGCUUAGUCACAUCGUUUUGGGUUGCAAAUUCGUUUGCAGUGCUGUUAAUAAGGCUGGUUUGGCUAAGUUAAUUGGUCUUGCAGGAGAAACAAACAUUCAGGGUGAAGAGCAGAAGAAACUUGAUGUGCUCUCUAAUGAUGUUUUUGUCAAAGCUCUGGUUAGCAGUGGAAGAACUUCUGUUCUUGUCUCGGAGGAAGAUGAGGAAGCUACGUUUGUUGAGCCAUCCAAGCGUGGAAAGUACUGUGUUGUUUUCGAUCCACUUGAUGGAUCUUCAAACAUUGACUGUGGUGUUUCCAUUGGAACAAUUUUUGGGAUUUACACGUUGGACCACACUGAUGAGCCAACCACUGAAGAUGUUCUGAAACCUGGGAAUGAAAUGGUGGCGGCGGGUUAUUGUAUGUAUGGAAGCUCCUGCAUGCUUGUGUUGAGCACUGGAACGGGUGUCCACGGGUUUACUCUCGACCCAUCUCUAGGAGAGUUCAUUCUAACUCACCCGGACAUUAAGAUUCCAAAUAAGGGAAACAUUUAUUCAGUGAAUGAAGGCAAUGCGCAGAACUGGGAUGGUCCAACUACAAAGUAUGUAGAGAAAUGCAAGUUUCCUAAAGAUGGUUCUCCUGCAAAGUCUCUGAGAUACGUUGGAAGUAUGGUAGCCGAUGUUCAUCGCACACUACUUUAUGGAGGAAUCUUCUUGUACCCAGCUGACAAGAAAAGCCCCAAUGGGAAACUGCGUGUGUUGUAUGAAGUUUUCCCGAUGUCGUUCUUGAUGGAACAAGCCGGAGGUCAGGCCUUUACGGGAAAGAAAAGGGCACUAGACCUUGUCCCGGAGAAGAUCCAUGAGCGUUCUCCGAUAUUUCUUGGUAGCUACGACGAUGUAGAGGAGAUUAAGGCUCUGUAUGCUGAGGAGGAAAAGAAGAACUAAGCUUCUCAUUCUUCUUUUUUUCUCUUACUGUCUCUGUCUCUCUUAUUCCUAUAUACAGUAUCUUCUUCUGAUGAGACGAACAUAACUCAUUUACAAAAGGAAGACCUUUCUUUACCUUAAAUGCACAUAAAAAUCUUCCUUCUUUCAUAUC
Messenger RNA from Arabidopsis lyrata subsp. lyrata, 1468 nucleotides. Its product is annotated as fructose-1,6-bisphosphatase, cytosolic. Lineage: Eukaryota; Viridiplantae; Streptophyta; Magnoliopsida; Brassicales; Brassicaceae. Gene Ontology annotation, molecular function: fructose 1,6-bisphosphate 1-phosphatase activity. Bases 292 to 1317 code for a protein of 341 amino acids. Gene Ontology annotation, biological process: sucrose biosynthetic process; gluconeogenesis; fructose metabolic process. The transcript has 12 exons. The record is from RefSeq and is a predicted model, not a curated record. Gene Ontology annotation, cellular component: cytoplasm; cytosol.